CGAAAAACAGCUCUUGCCACGUUCACAUGCUCGCUCGCAGCUCGUCGGUCCGCAGCCCAAAACCAAACGCAUAUCGAUUCUGAAAUAAAUAUUUCAAACACACUGGAUUAAAGUGUUUUCCAACCGAAAUCAAGUGCAAAGCAAAGUGAAGUGAGAAAAGCAUUAGCUAAAUCGAACGCAACCAAAUAUAAGAAAGAAAGAAUCUUUUUCGAAAGAAACGUAGAUAUUUUUGAAAACCUCGCAACAAGUACCGGUACGACCGUGUAAAAACCGCCAAAAUUCUACUCAAGGAGCGUAAAGCGAUCAUCUCAAGAAUGAAGUCCCUGACGGCCGUUUGUCAGACAGCAGGUGCCUCCGGCAUGCCGGCCCUGAAUCCCAGUGGUCGCAUCACCCGCCAUCCUCCACACCGCGGCGACGGCGAAAAUGCCGAAAUGAAGAUGUAUCUCUCCAAGCUUAAGGAUCUGGUGCCGUUCAUGCCCAAGAACCGAAAGCUCUCCAAGCUGGAAAUUAUCCAGCAUGUGAUCGACUAUAUUUGCGAUCUGCAGACGGAGCUGGAAACACAUCCUGAGAUCGGUAACUUUGAUGCCGCUGCCGCCCUGACCAGUGUGGCUCUCCAUCGGGACGACGAUAGCGAUAUGGAGGAUGAUGAGGCGGAGGAGAUUGAUUCGGAUGCGGAUGUGUUAGCCCAGCGCCUGGCCGCCGAACAGCCGGCCAAAGUAUCUAGUCCCGCCGCCCGUCUUCCGCUCAGCGACCGCCAAACGCCCAAUACCCUUGUGGCGCCACCGGCCCAACAGCAGCAGAAUCAGCAACUGCCACAGCAGCCAGCACAGCAGCUAACUAACAGUUUAUCAACGCAAUCGAACGCGGAGAAAGAUAGCCGGCAGUCGUAAGCGUGGAGGAGAGCCAGCAGCUGGAUAUAGAGCAACCUAUACUAUGGAUAAACUUAUUAACUAAAUGCAUAAACCAUAAAACGUGUAAUUAAAGUACAGUCAAAACUCCACUCGCAACCUUCGUGUGAAGAUCUCCGCAUAAAGUAACUCUCAAGAUAAGCCAGGCCCAGGCCGGACUACAGCUCCCUUGGAAGUGGAGCUCGGCUUGGUCCUUUCACACACAGAAACACAUGUUUAGUUUAAAGAAUUAACAAAAAACACACCUAGAUUUAGAGCAUCGUAAGCAAGUAAACAUUAUAAUUUACAAUUUAACAUUAAGCGCAUAAGAAUGAAUGAAAGAAUGAAGAACUUGGCAAAGCUUUAAACAAUUUAAUUUUUCCUUUAUCGCUUGAAAUCAAUUAAGGCAUAUUUUUGUUUUCCUAAUUUUAGUUUUGUUUUGGUUUAAACAACAAAAAAAAUGUUACUAAUGCAAAGCAAACAGAGAUCAGCAAUAAAAUUAAAUGGCCCCUAUAUAUAUUUAAUUCGAAUUUCGUAUUAUGAUUUCUCUCCAGAUAGUUUUCCUAUUAAUUUUAAUUAACGAAGAAGAACAUUUCCUAUUAUUGAAUAGCCAGCCGAUAAAUCAGAUAACCAGACUCAGCAAAACACUCAGCACACACAUUCAAAUUCAUUAAUUUAUAUCGAGUACGAGUACGUUUAGUAUUUAAGUUGAGAAAGUUAAUUUCCGAGCACUAAUUUUCAUAACACUCACCCCAAAAAACCACACAUGCAACCUCAUUUUAUAGUUUUUCCGAUCGUUUUCCUCUUUUUUUAAUUGAAUUAACGAUUAAUGCAUAAUAAUAAUUAUCAGAUAUACACUAAAAACUAUAAAUAUAUAUAAUAAAUAUAUGUUCUGUGAUCUGUAGCAUACUUUGUACAAAAUGUUUUUUUUAGCAUAAUUAUGCGAUUUUAUAAUUAUGAUUUGAUCCGCAAAUACGAAAUCGAAACAAAUUAUUAAUCCUGAUUCAAAA
Messenger RNA from Drosophila bipectinata, 1897 nucleotides. It is a transcript of the gene emc, whose product is annotated as Basic helix-loop-helix domain-containing extra-macrochaetae. Gene Ontology annotation, cellular component: nucleus; cytoplasm. The record is from RefSeq and is a predicted model, not a curated record. Gene Ontology annotation, biological process: circadian regulation of gene expression; cell differentiation; negative regulation of transcription by RNA polymerase II. Gene Ontology annotation, molecular function: transcription regulator activity; protein dimerization activity. NCBI's taxonomy places the organism in Eukaryota, Metazoa, Arthropoda, Insecta, Diptera, Drosophilidae.